Bactrocera latifrons is the source of this 725-nucleotide messenger RNA. RefSeq lists its product as uncharacterized. Gene Ontology annotation, biological process: neurotransmitter receptor transport, endosome to postsynaptic membrane; neurotransmitter receptor transport postsynaptic membrane to endosome. The record is from RefSeq and is a predicted model, not a curated record. The transcript has 3 exons. The coding region runs from base 122 to 493 and encodes 123 amino acids. Gene Ontology annotation, cellular component: postsynaptic membrane; postsynaptic density; adherens junction. Gene Ontology annotation, molecular function: protein binding. NCBI's taxonomy places the organism in Eukaryota, Metazoa, Arthropoda, Insecta, Diptera, Tephritidae.
UGUUUAAUAGUGAUAUUUAAGUCAUCGUAAAGGCAACUUAAACAAAAAGAAUAAAAAUCCUGGUCUGUUGGAUAUAGUACACAUUUAACGGGAAGAUUAGGCAUAAAUUUCGGAGUUCAUUAUGGCGAAAAUGGCUUUUCAACAUCAGGCCGGAACGGCUAUGGAAUGCUUAAGUAUCCCAAUAACUCUUCACAAAGAGAAAGAUUACGAUAGAGAAGGCAGAGAAAUACUGAAAUGUGGCUUUAAAAUAGGAGGUGGUAUUGAUCAAGACUUCAAAAAAAGUCCUCAAGGAUAUACGGAUUAUGGAAUUUAUGUUACGGAAGUGCACGAUAAGAGCCCAGCUUCCCGAGCUGGUCUUCGUAUCCAUGACAAAAUUUUGCAGUGCAAUGGCUAUGAUUUUACAAUGGUAACGCAUAAAAAGGCCGUGAGCUAUAUUCGAAAAAACCCAGUACUAAAUAUGCUCGUUGCCAGAAAGGGAGUAACUUCCACAUAAGUAUUAACUCUUUCACAUUUAUGUCAUUAAAUUGACUAAAGAGCAAAUGGGUAUUUUAUAUCAGAUUGAUUAAAUUAAACACCGUUGUCCGAAUAGGAUGUCAACUUUAUAUGACGAUCCAUCGGCAUUAAUUUUACAUUUAAUCGAUAAAGCAUUUGAAUAAAAGUAUGUAAAAAGCGACUCGUCAGACUUCAGUUGAUGACAUAGUUCAGUAGAUUUUUUACAUAUAUUA